AAUCAGAGCUAGUCCGUGUUUACAUUUCACCGGGUAGAUUAGAAGAAGUUGAGGUAUACCGAUACCACCGGACGAAGAAGUCGAGUCUAUCGCGCGUAGUUUAAAAAUACAAAUAUUUUAAGAUUUGGUGGAUUAAAGAAAUCUUUGGAUGCAGGAAACUAAUUUGUUAGAUGUCAUACAAGGAAUUUUUCUUAAAAAAUCAUGAAGAUGUUCAGUGAAUCUACAACCAGAAGACUGUAAAAGUAAAUGGGGUAAAUUAGGUGUUCAAGGUCAUGCGAGGUGCUCUAAGGUGUUUCUUAAUAACCUGUUUACUUAUAAAUAUAGGAUUUUCUUAUGAGGUUACUAAAGCACGACUAAAAGAACUACUCACCCCACUAGAAUGGUCAUCUUUAUUACAAAAUACAAAUUCAGACGAAAACUACUCCAUUAUAUACCCCACUAUUCACCUCCAUGAUGAGGAAAUUACGUCAAAAGAAACUCAAAUAGAAAAUGAAGUGCAAUAUAAGAUACAUCGAAUAUUAAUUAAGUCAAAGGAACUUGGCAAAAACUUCGAUAUUUAUUUAAAACCUAGUAAUAAGGAAUUGGUGGCAGGAGAUAUAGUAAUUUUAGAAACGUACGCCAAUGGAUCUCGACCUCUUGAAGUAAAUGAAGAGGACAAAAACUGUUAUUUUAGAAAUGAAAAUGUAGCGUUGAGUUUAUGUAAAGGAAUUAGAGGAAUACUUCAUACAAGUGAAAAAGAAUACUUUCUUAUUCAUCCACUUCCCGAUAGGUUCCAAAACGAAACAAGUAAACCACACAUUCUAAUUAAAAAAUCACACUUUCUCCAUAACGCCAAAGAUGGUUCUUGUCUUCACAAUAUUGAUGAUAACUCUACACUGCCUCUACUAAAUCAAGCCAAAGAUAUUAGUGAUAACGAUAUAAUUGAUGAAGAAUUUGAAGCCCAACUGGAAGAUGGAAUACUAGCACACUCACAUAGAAAGAGUAGAAGAAAACGAGAGGUGUUUCCAGAUGGAUCUCCAGCUUUUGUCGAAACGGCAGUAUUUGUAGAUAAAGAUCUCUUUGAACACAUGAAAACAAAUUUUCCAUAUGAAACAGAGAGAGAAGUCAUUAGAUUUGUUCUUGCAAUGAUAAAUGCUGUUCAACUCUUGUAUCACGAUCCCAGCCUUGGUCGCCCUGUAAACUUUGUAUUAAAGAGAUUGGAAAUUUUAAAGGAGGAAGUUUCGGGAUUAGUUCGACCUUCCGAUAUUGAUAGAUUUUUGUCAAAUUUUUGCAAUUGGCAACGAACAAAAAAUCCAACAGGUGAUAACCAACCUCUUCAUUGGGACCAUGCACUGAUUUUAACAGGAUUAGAUUUAUAUGUCCGUGGAAAACAUGGAAAAAUAUCUAAUCAAGUUGUAGGUUUAGCACCUGUAGCUGGAAUGUGUACGGCAACUAGCAGUUGUACUGUGAACGAAGGUAGACACUUUGAAAGUGUCUAUGUAGUAGCCCAUGAAAUAGGACAUAAUUUGGGAAUGAGGCACGAUGGUCCUUUGGCAGAAAAUGACUGUGAUCCUAGCACUUAUAUAAUGUCUCCCACAUUGGGUAGCGGAAAAAUUACUUGGUCUACGUGUAGCAAGCGAUAUCUACAAAAAUUUUUAGAUACGCCACAAUCAAGAUGCCUUUUAGAUCACAGUAGUUCAGCUGGAAAAUUGGACCACAGCGCAGAAGGUGCACUUCCAGGAGAAAGAUUCGAUGCCAACCAACAAUGUAUGUUAAAGUACGGAAAAGGUAGCAAACAUUCCGCUCAACAACCUUUAAACGACGUAUGUAGAGAUUUACACUGUGAAAGAGAAAGGUACACUUGGACAUCUCAUCCUGCUCUGGAAGGCACAGUUUGUGGAAAUAAUAUGUGGUGUCGAGGAGGUAAAUGUGUCGCCAAAGGACUGGUGUUAUCGGCAGCUUAUACUGCGCAAAGUUCAGCGCGAUUAGGACAAAUAAACGGAGGAUGGAGCAAAUGGAAGCAUUCCAGCGAUUGCGCUUCCGGUUGCCUGUUCGGGGAAGAAGGAAGACUGAAAUCUGGAAGCACUGGUAUCAUGGUUUCAGAAAGAAUAUGUAAUAACCCAAGACCUCAAGGAGCUGGCGCCGAAUGCGAAGGUCCAACAAUACGUCAUUCAACUUGUGUAGCCGAGCAAUGUGCAAAUGUUCCAAGACUAACAAUAAGAGAAUUCGCUGAUCAGAUUUGUACCAGAGCCAAAGAAGUUGACAACGAUCUAACUGGUUCAGGAAUGCAGAAAAUUAGUUCUGAUGCUGAAGAAGCUUGUUUGGUAUGGUGCCAAAAACGAAAUGGAAGUACAAGGAGUCGAGGCUGGACGUUUCCUGAUGGAACAACUUGUCAAAUAAGAAGAAAUCGAUAUGGAAAAAGUAGUUACUGUAUUAAAGGAAGAUGUGAAGAAUUUGUCUGCGAUCCUAUGGAAGAAGCGGCAUUUGCCCAAGCUGCGGAUCUCUGUCCUAUUGAUCGAUACGAUAACGAACUAAAUUGGCGAACGGGCUUAAGAAGAAGAGAGGGUGCCAUUAGAUGGAAAAGCGCGAGUGGUUGUCAUUACAACUGUAUUUCACCAGGCUCUGGAAUACGUUUGGUCAAAAAUAAAAAAUACAAUAGAUCAAGUAUUCAGUUGUGCCAACCAGAUAAAUUUGGAUGCAGUAGAGUAAAAUCGCCGUUUCAACAUGCUUCCCUGAUCUGUACAAAAUACAAAGAAAGAGUAAGGAGGCUGUCCGGUUUAGGAAUGCAGAUAUCUCCAGCUGUAGAGGAUCCUGAUAGAUCAUGUCGAGUAGCUUGCCAAGAUGCUUUGAUCUCUCAUAGAUUCUAUUUGGUAAAUGGAGAAGAUGGAUGGUUUCCAUUUGGAACCGACUGCUCUAAGGGGAUGCCAGCAAAUAAGAAAGCUUACUGCGUCAGCGGUAAAUGCUUGGAAUUUGGCACAGAUGACACACCAGUAUCUGAGAGUGAAUUUACUCUUGCAUUGCUUUCGAGAGCGAAGAGAUCUUUGUAUGAUAACAAUAAUUCUACCAAAAUAACCAUGAAACUUAAUCAAAUGGAACUGGAUAAUAUUAUAAAAGAUUUACACCGAACUUUAGCAGGCAAUCUAAGCUCAAAUGGUAUAAACCAGUUCAACAUUGAUUUAAACAACCCAGUACACAUCAGCAUAAACUCAGAACAAGACUUCCAUCCGCACGUUUCCUUUACAAGCAGUGAUGAAUAUAUAAACUAUGCUUAAAAAGCAUUUUCCUUUUCAUGUGAUCUAUUUAGGUAUAUUGGUAGAUGGAAAUACGUUUAAAUAAAAUAAUAUUGUAUUAA
Messenger RNA from Diabrotica virgifera virgifera (western corn rootworm), 3331 nucleotides. RefSeq names its product A disintegrin and metalloproteinase with thrombospondin motifs adt-1-like. The record is from RefSeq and is a predicted model, not a curated record. Gene Ontology annotation, molecular function: metalloendopeptidase activity. Lineage: Eukaryota; Metazoa; Arthropoda; Insecta; Coleoptera; Chrysomelidae. Gene Ontology annotation, cellular component: extracellular matrix. Gene Ontology annotation, biological process: extracellular matrix organization; proteolysis. The coding region runs from base 273 to 3251 and encodes 992 amino acids. The transcript is spliced from 18 exons.